Molecule: messenger RNA, 533 nt
Organism: Larimichthys crocea (large yellow croaker)
Lineage: Eukaryota; Metazoa; Chordata; Actinopteri; Sciaenidae
Gene: swi5
Product: SWI5 homologous recombination repair protein
Exons: 5
Coding region: 124-522 (132 amino acids)
Biological process (GO): double-strand break repair via homologous recombination
Cellular component (GO): Swi5-Sfr1 complex; Swi5-Swi2 complex
Source: RefSeq, a predicted model, not a curated record
CGCUUCUCUGUUUACCAUCAGCCGCGAAAUGCGAACUUCCUAUUUCUGCUAUGCUCAUCUUACUGCAUUCAUUUAACCGUAACACACACACAUACGCACAUUUCCAUAACAUUUUAAGGCAAUAUGAACACAGAGCAGUCCGCUGGUGCAAACAAUUGUCCGGUUUCGACUCCGGAGGGGAAGGACGUGAGGAAAGGAGCCGUGAAAAGAACUCCUUUUUCAAAGUUUAAGAAAGUACACUCCAACUUUAAAUCACCUCUUCAAGUAUGUGAGAGUGCUAAAGUUAGCCCUGCAGAGGAGGUGGCAGAGCUCGUGAGGAGAAGAGAGCAGCUGGACAUCGAGAUAACGCAGCUGGAAGCUGAGGGGUACAGAGUGGACGAGCUGGAGCAUCAUAUUGAUAUGCUGCACGAAUAUAAUGAUAUCAAGGACAUUGGACAGUCACUCCUUGGUCGUAUUGCUGCUCUGAGGGGGACCACCACACGAGAUCUCUACAGCCAAUUUGGUCUGGAACUUGAUGACUGAAGGAAAAAAAA